Molecule: messenger RNA, 733 nt
Organism: Boeremia exigua
Lineage: Eukaryota; Fungi; Ascomycota; Dothideomycetes; Pleosporales; Didymellaceae
Product: FAD dependent sulfhydryl oxidase Erv2
Exons: 2
Coding region: 131-670 (179 amino acids)
Cellular component (GO): mitochondrion
Molecular function (GO): flavin adenine dinucleotide binding; flavin-dependent sulfhydryl oxidase activity
Source: RefSeq, a predicted model, not a curated record
ACGCACCAGACACCGUAACACCGUAAUCUACAACAGUAUCCCUACACAAUACGCUUCGUUUCAGUAGCUACUACCUCCUGAUAAUUCCAUUCUUUCUUGCAUCCAACAAACACACACAGUACACAGCACCAUGAUACGUUCGAGUCGCUUCGCCCUCCUCGCUCUAGUCGUUUUCGCCGCCCUUUCGUUCUUCUUUCUAGGACCUUAUAAAGCACAGCUGCCAACUGCAGGCUCCAUAUUACCUGAUGGGCAGCGGCAAAGUCACUCUGCCGGGGACAGUCAAUCGCUGCUCACAGGGCACGCGAUCGCGCCAAAGCUAGGGAAUGCGACAGCCAAGGCAGAACUCGGCCGCGCGGCAUGGAAAGUCAUGCACACAACCUUCGCUCGAUUCCCAGAGAAGCCUACAGACGAAGAGAAAGAGGCGCUGCGGCAAUAUGUCCACCUGUUCCAGCGACUCUACCCUUGCGGAGAGUGCGCCGAGCACUUUGGCCAGGUCCUCAAGAAAUACCCCCCGCAGGUUUCUUCGCAGAAAGCGGCAGCACAGUGGGGCUGUUUUGUACACAAUGUCGUCAACAAGCGGCUGAAGAAGGCCGAGUUCGACUGCGACGAGAUAGCAAGUCACUACGACUGUGGCUGCGCGGAUGAGGAGAAGGAGCCGAAGACUGCAUGAUCAAGUUGACAUAUCGCGCUAUGCGAAAAGCAAGCAUCAGCUGCAGGAAUGUCUGGGGGCAAU